Oreochromis aureus is the source of this 1856-nucleotide messenger RNA. It is a transcript of the gene aip, whose product is annotated as aryl hydrocarbon receptor interacting protein. The record is from RefSeq and is a predicted model, not a curated record. The transcript has 7 exons. The coding region runs from base 58 to 1083 and encodes 341 amino acids. Gene Ontology annotation, molecular function: peptidyl-prolyl cis-trans isomerase activity; protein binding. Lineage: Eukaryota; Metazoa; Chordata; Actinopteri; Cichliformes; Cichlidae.
GAAACGACAGCACUCGCGAAAGAUCGUGAUUUCUCGUGAACUGAGAGUCGACCGAGGAUGGAGGAAGAGGCUCGCAAGCUUCUCGCGGAGGGAAUUAAAAAGAAAUUAAUCAGUCCCGGUAAAGGAGACUUAUCGACCUUUCCCAAUGGAACUAAGGUGGUCUUUCACUACCGCACCAGCCUGUGUGAGGGCACCGUGCUGGAUGACUCCAGAACCAUGGGGGGCCGCAGCAAACCCAUGGAGCUCAUCCUGGGCAAAAAGUUUAAACUGGCUGUGUGGGAAAGACUGGUCAUCACUAUGAGAGAAGGAGAAAUUGCAGAUUUUACCUGUGACACCAAGCACACAGCACUCUAUCCGCUUGUGUCCCGGUCCUUAAGAAACAUCAGUGUUGGUAAGGACCCUCUGGAAGGCCAGAGGCACUGUUGUGGCAUCGCCCAGAUCCACUCGCACCACUCUUUGGGUCACAAGGACCUGGAUCAUCUCCAAGCCAAUCCACAGCCACUUGUCUUUACUAUCGAGCUGCUGGAGGUUCUUCCUCCCGGGUCAUUCCAGCUGGAUGUGUGGGCCAUGACGGAUGAGGAGAAACUCAGUUUUGUGCCUCAGAUCCACGAGGAGGGCAACAAGCUCUUCAAAGAAGGCCACAUCAGUGAGGCCAGAGACAAAUACUACAAUGGCAUCGCCUGCCUUAAAAACCUACAGAUGAAGGAGCAACCUGGAGAUGAAAGUUGGCUAAAGUUGGACCAGCUGAUCACAACACUGCUUCUCAACUACUGUCAGUGCCUCUUGCUUGAGGGCCAGUAUUACGAGGUCAUCGAACACUGCUCGUCCCUGCUCUUCAAAUACGAGAACAACGUAAAGGCCCUUUACAAGCGCGCUAAAGCCCACGCUGCCGUGUGGAACGAGGCGGAGGCGCGAGCUGACUUCGCCAAGCUCUUGGAACUGGAUCCUUCUCUGGGACCGUCUGUGGCCAAGGAGCUGAAAACCAUGGAGGACAGGAUCCGCUCCAAACAGAAGGAGGAAAAGGGUCGCUACAAGGACCUGUUCAACUACAACACGCCACCAGCCACUGCCACUACAGGUUGAAGUCUCGAUGAGUCGGACUCGAGAGGAUGCCUGUGAAUUUCAAGAUGGAGGAGAGAAACAGUCGGUGCGCUCGGCGUUUCACUUUCAUUCCAUCCAAGCCAAACACCCAGCCACGGGUCGAUGCGCAAACAAAACUUGCAUUGCAGCUUUAGUCCUCUAAAUGUUAAAUUAAGAUUUUGAUUUGAAAAUGUUUAUGUUGUUGCUGGAAUUUAAAGUGAAAACACAGUUUUUUUUAGAGGACUGUAAUGUAAGGCAGAGCCAUUAAUUCAGUCUGUAAUAUUAAUUUAAAGGAACUUUUUUUUUUUCAUUUACCUUCUUAAAGGGAGUGUUUUCCUUUUAAUGAUCAACUUAUCUGCAAUUUGGGAGCCCAUUACCAGACAAAAUUGAUCAGAAAACCUUUUUUUUUUUUUGACAAUCAUGUACUCACACGCAUCUCAUCUUUGCCUCGCACCCCUUUUCUAUCAUGGUCACAGCAGAAUCACCAUUACUACGAUACGUGGGCCAUGAAACGUAACCUCUGCGACAAUCUUAUAAAACACUUUCAUUGUCUUUGCUUUCUACUGUGUACUUAUUUCAUGUAUACUAAAUACUACCUUUAUUUUUAUGUCAAGAUGUACUCUGCGCAAACUCACAGUAUCUCAUUCACUUGCUUAGAAAGAGCUACUCUUUACUGUUUAUGUGAAACAGUGGGUCAUUUAACCCAAGCUUGCCUGCAGUGACAUGUUACUGAGGUUGUGAUUGUGGAACUGUAAAUAAAUCUGUGUUUAUCCUCA